AUGGCAUCGACUCAGAACAGCACGAGCUUACCGAACUCUCCAUCGAUCGCUCCAUGUAUGACAUCUCACCCGGAGGCCUUCCAUGACGCGCUUAGGGCCAAGCAGCAAGCACUUUGUCUGCUGAAGUCUGCUCUCGAAGACAUUGCUUCAGCCGAUGUUGAUGUCGUUCUCGCGGUGGUGCUUCUCCUCGUUGGGUUCGAGCUCAUUGACUCUGGGCGGGGCAGCUGGAUAUUUCACAUCCAUGGUGCGAGAUUAAUCAUUGAGAAGCUGAUCACAUCCACCCUGGCGACGGGGACUGCUUUGAGUCCGCUUCGCAGCUGGUUGGUGUCAAAUUGCUUGGUGUAUGAUCUUCUCGGCUCAUCAUUCGCAAAUUCUUAUCUACCGCACAGCGGUUGGCCAUCGACGACUACCAUGUCACUGCUUCAAGAUGCAGAAGGCAACCAUUGCUCGUCAUUUCCGGCAGCCCUUCUCCCUCUGAUACAUGCAGGCGCUCAGCUAUUGAGGAGGAACGAAGUUUCCACGUCUCCGGAUAGCGUGAUGAGUUUAGGACUACAGGACGCAUUUCAUCUCCUAGACGCCGCGAAGUCAUUCGACCCAGCCGUUUGGGCCAUCAAUUUGCAGCCACGCUCACCGGCGGACGAUCUCUUCCAUCGGACUGGAAUUGCCUCUGCACACAGGGCAGCUGUAUGCAUCUACCUCUCGCGCAUUAUUCUGACUCUAUGGCCUAGCACAGUAUUGCCGGAUGAUCUGGAAACGCUGGCAACAGAAAUAAUCAUCCACCUUUCAAAUAUGCACCCUGGAGAUGCGUUAUUCACAGCGACAGCGUGGCCAGCUUUCAUUGCUGGACUGGAAACGGCCGAGCUUACGAACCGUGCUUGGGUAGUGAGGAGAUUCCAAGAGCUCUGGGAAAUGGAGCCUUGGGGACUUACCAGGGAGGCGCUCGAAGCACUGAGGACGAUCUGGGAUGGAAGAAAGAAUGAAAAUGCCGUCAAGAGAAGUAAUGACCGACCUCACAAACAGGAAGAGGAUUGGAACUGGAUUGAGAAGCUACAGAACAUAGGCACCGACUGGUUGAUUGCCUGA
Messenger RNA from Clonostachys rhizophaga, 1083 nucleotides. Lineage: Eukaryota; Fungi; Ascomycota; Sordariomycetes; Hypocreales; Bionectriaceae. The record is from the annotation of a GenBank genome assembly.